Molecule: messenger RNA, 3004 nt
Organism: Labrus bergylta (ballan wrasse)
Lineage: Eukaryota; Metazoa; Chordata; Actinopteri; Labriformes; Labridae
Gene: flot1b
Product: flotillin 1b
Biological process (GO): positive regulation of endocytosis; positive regulation of cell-cell adhesion mediated by cadherin; regulation of receptor internalization
Cellular component (GO): plasma membrane; flotillin complex; cytoplasmic vesicle
Source: RefSeq, a predicted model, not a curated record
AGACAUUUUUGUCAUACCAGUUGACAGGAAACGAUUCACGAUCUGACCGUAGGACCAGAAAACAGAUCUGAAUUUACAUCUAACAGAAUUGCACUUUGUUGUGAUCGGAUAUCGGAAUCAAGAUGUUUUACACAUGUGGACCCAAUGAAGCCAUGGUGGUGUCUGGCUUUGGCCGUUCACCCCCUUUAAUGAUUGCUGGAGGAAGAGUGUUUGUCCUUCCAUGUAUCCAGCAAAUUCAGAGAAUCACACUGAACACCCUGACUCUAAACGUGAAGAGUGACAAAGUCUACACCCGACAUGGUGUCCCGAUCUCCGUCACUGGCAUUGCACAGGUGAAGAUCCAGGGUCAGAACAAGGAGAUGUUGGCCACCGCCUGCCAAAUGUUUAUGGGAAAGUCUGAGGCUGAGGUUGCCACGAUUGCUCUUGAAACCCUGGAGGGACACCAGAGAGCCAUCAUCGCUCAUUUGACUGUGGAGGAGAUCUACCAGGACCGCAAGAAGUUCUCCGAGCAGGUCUUCAAGGUGGCCUCCUCUGACCUGGUCAACAUGGGGAUUGGAGUUGUCAGCUACACACUUAAAGAUGUUCAUGAUGAUCAGGACUACCUUCACUCCUUGGGUAAAGCCAGAACAGCCCAGGUGCAGAAGGAUGCCAGGAUUGGAGAGGCUCAGUACAAACGAGAUGCUGUCAUGAGGGAAGCCAAUGCAAUGCAGGAGAAGGUUUCAGCUCAGUACAAGAAUGAGAUUGAGAUGGCCAAAGCCCAGAGAGACUACGAGCUGAAGAAGGCAGCCUAUGAUGUCGAGGUCAACACCAGGAAGGCUGAGUCAGAAAUGGCCUAUCAGCUGCAGGUGGCCAAAACCAAGCAGCGCAUCGAGGAGGAGAAGAUGCAGGUUCAGGUGGUGGAGCGGACCCAGCAGAUCACACUGCAGGAGCAGGAAAUAAUCCGUAAGGAGAACGAGCUGGAGGCUAGAAUAAAGAAGCCUGCAGAAGCUGAGAAAUACCGUCUGGAGAGGCUGGCUGAGGCACAGCGCCUGCAGCUCAUCAUGGAGGCUGAAGCCGAGGCCGAGUCCAUCAAAAUGAGGGGUGAGGCUGAGGCUUUUGCCCUGGAGGCUAAGGGUCGUGCCGAGGCAGAACAGAUGUCCAAGAAAGCAGAGGCCUUCAAGACGUACAAAGAAGGAGCCAUGGUGGACAUGCUGCUGGAGAAACUGCCACUGAUCGCAGAGGAGAUCAGCAAGCCACUGUGUGCAGCCCAUAAGGUGACUAUGGUGUCCAGCGGCGGCUCAGAGGUUGGAGCAGCCAAACUCGCCGGAGAGGUGUUAGAUAUCAUGACCAGGCUGCCUAACGCUGUGGAGAAGCUCACUGGAAUCGACAUCUCCCAGGCUGCAGGAAAGGGAGUGCAUUAAAAGAGCUGGGGAAAAGAAUUAUCAGGAGAGCUGUUACCAGUAUCCAGAGCUGGAGCUUCAGAUCUCCUCCUCGUGCCUAUAACCACUCAUCAAUAACAUAGCGCUGUCUGAUUGUCCGUGUGCAUGCAUGUGUUUCUCACGUGUCUCUUUCUUCUUCAUGUGAUCUGGAUUUUUGUUUCUGCUUCAUGUGGUUUCUUUUCAAGUUCCCUGUCUGGGCUGCUGUGGUUUUUUUCAGUGGGCGGCAGCAGAAAGCUGCGAAGGAUACAUCCUUAUCAAUAACUCUAUUUUAAAGCUAGAACAGACAAACCUCCACCCACGUUAGCCAGUGAUUGAUAUUUUUUUAUUUUACUGACUCAUUUUCCGUAUAGGGGAACUAGGUCGAUACAUUCUUGUUAUUUCUUUAAACUUUUUAAAGAAGAAAAUGGAGAAAAAGAGGAUUUUCUGGCUCAAACUUCACCAACUAACAAGGUGCAUGAAGAGUGAAAGGCUUAGAAGAGGUCAAAAUGCUCCAGCAACACUUGUAGUAAAAAGAUCAACUUUAUAACAAUUUAGACCGACGUGUUUCGGCUGGUGGCUUUCAUCAAGGUCAAAGAAGAAAAUGGAAAACAGCUGUUGAGCAUCUGAAAGUUUUUUUGUGCCUUUCCAAUCAUUAAAUGGUGCUGAUCCUAUUUUAUCAAUGUGUAGCUUGGUGUGGGCAUAUCGUUGCUAUCAUUGUGUACUCAACCAGUAUAAAGGGGCCAGGCUGGGGGUAUUACUAGUGUACUCCUCAUGUCUCUAUGUAGUAACAGACUGUUACUGCACAUACCAGUUGCACUGCAAGUGUGAGAAGUUUCUGUGAUUCAAAUGGAAGUGGUCAGUAGGAUCAAGGUAACAGGAGAUUACCUUUUGAAAGCAAUGAAGGUGAAGACAAUGUUGACGUUUGGCUCUGCUGCAGUGUCUUCUGGAGUCUUUUUAUACUGCGAGAGUUAUCAAGGACCACCACUUACUAACCAGCCUCCUGCUUUGGUGUGCUUGCUGCCUGUAGUCUAAACUGACAUAUGGAAGAUGGAGCAGUCUGAUUUUUGUUUUCUGUUGUGUUUAGUGUACUAAUGUUUCAUUAAAUUUUAUGUUAGUGUCAUAGAUUUUGGCUGAUUUUAGCUUUUACAGUUAUGGACUAUAAUUUCUCUUCAGUCAGUUCCUCUGAUCAGGAGCUGAUUCGUCAGAUUUUUUUUCAAACUUGAAUAUGAAACAUAACUUUUCCAGCUGCUAAGCUUUAUGCAUUUUGUUAUCGCUAAGUGCCUGGUUCUUCAACAGUGAAUAUAAGUGCACUUCUUUAAUGAAGCUGUUCAACCUCAGUCAGGUAAUACUUCCUUAUAUGCAACUGGUUAUAAGCCAUGUGCCGUCACUCAAGACGGCUGUAGAUGGAAGCCAAAUCAGUCCCCUAUUUUAUCGUAUGCUCCUUUUUACUAAUCCUUUUACUUUUCUUAAGUGUGUUGUUGCAUGUCUAUCCUUUAAGUCGGCAAAGCAGUUUUUACAUAGUGUGGAAGUUGUAUACUAGUGUCACAUAUUCAAGAUUUAUCUGAAGUGAAAUAAUCUGUAAACAAUAAAACGUGUUAUCACUCAAA